AGGUCCGUGCCUUUUUGGUUGGACUCGCCACGCCUGAACGCGAAAUGGCGGCAGCAGCUGUGCUGGCAGAUGCCGCGGCCAAGGUGCUGUGCGAUGAUAAGGAGACGCGGCGGGGGAUUUGCGCGUCCUUGGGGAACCUCCGAGACCUAAGCGAGCAGCUCACAGCCAUCGACUCGAUGAGCGAGAAGGGUCUUGGCCUGCGGGUCUCGCGCGGCGCCUCUCCGGCGAUUCCACCGGCGACGCCGCUUGCACCAAGCCCAAAAGCGCCAGGCACGCCGGCCUCGCUGCCGGGGACGCCGUUCAUUCUCUGGUCGCCCAUCGUUGACGCCCACAUCGUGAUACGGGACGUCAAGGAGUUGCAGGGUACGGACCGCAGCAAGCUGCUCUUGGAGGCGAGGGAGAUGAGACCCUCCACUUCCUUACCGCUGCUCAAGGAACGGAAGGAACCCUCCGAGUUCGGAGCGCCGAUUCAGGACUCCCGGGACUCGGACUUUGGCUCCGCGCGCAAGAAGGCCCAGGUCGGGGGCGACGGCGCGGCGGCCUUGCGGCGCAGCGCGCUGAACAUGGGGCUCCCAGCCCAGCUGACUACCACCUACAACGCCCAGUGCCAGGUGCCGGUGCAGAAGGCGGUGGACCCAAAGUGGUCCACCGAUCUGAAACGCGCCGACCGGCGGAACGCCCAGCGCAUCCAGUACGAGAACCGCCUGUCCGCGGCCACCCCAGGCUCUAUCUCGCCGGAGGUGCACUUUCUGGUCAAGCACCACUGAGCCCUGCGGAAUGCGGGCUGUCCUUGGCAUGGCCAGGCGGAACAAAAAACAACAGCGAAGA
Molecule: messenger RNA, 828 nt
Organism: Effrenium voratum
Lineage: Eukaryota; Dinophyceae; Suessiales; Symbiodiniaceae
Source: the annotation of a GenBank genome assembly